GUUCGUCCAACGUCUUUUAACGUCGCGCUCUGCACAUUUUUACCUGAAGGCAGUGAAUUUUUUAAACGGUCGCCCAAAAAGUGAAAUAAUUUCGUAAAAUCUUGCUGCAAAUGUGAUUUGCUUUGGGUGGAAUCGACGCCGCGUAGUUUAGACCCCCGGGGGACAGUAGAAUUGGAAGAAAGUUACGUGUUUUUGGGGCGGGUAGAGGAAGAGUGCUGUUUGGUGAAAAGUUGUCUGAAUCUGGAUGGAUGCGUCCAUUGUCGUGAUGGAAUCGUUGGAGGAAGUUGAGCAAAAUGUUAUCGAGCAGGCGCACACAAUCAUGGUCGGUUCGGUGCGCCGGAUGCGCGACCUUUGGGUGGAGAUCUUCGACGAGCAGAUCUGCCAGGACCACAUGAGCCGGCUGCCGGAGCACAUUCAAACGUUUUUCGACGAGGUGUACGAGGAGAGUGAGAAUCGCAAAACGAAGAUCCUGCAGACGAUCGACGGGCUGCGGCGGGAGGCGGCCAAUUUGAGGCGGCUGCUGAAAGAAGAUACGGUUGAUGGGGUGGACGAGCAGCCGGGGAUGCCGCUGCACCUGGUGCAGAUAACGCUGGAUCGUAGUUUGGAGAAGAUGCGCGAGAAGCUCAAACAUCGCCACGAGCUGAUUGAGGAGUACCUGUUUGAGCAGGAAACGCUGUGUGAAGAACUCGGCGAAGACUUGCGCAACCUGCCGAAGGACCCACUGCCCUCGGAGGCCACCAUGUGCGAGUUCCGCACGUACCUGGACAAUUUGCGCGCGGAGAAGCUGCAGCGGUUCGACGACAUAGCGACGAUGCGCCGCGACAUAAAGAUCAUGAUGAACCACCUGGGGAUCGUUCCGCAGACGGAGCGCGAGCAGGACCUGACCGAGGCGUUGAACUUUCCCCCGACGCGGGUGAAUUUGCACGAUCUGCGCUGUCUGCACGAGCAGGUCGGAGCGUGGUACGACGACCUGAAGGAGAACAUUGACCGGGCGAGGGCAAAGCUGGCCAACUUGUGGAACGUGUUGGCGGUCAGUCCGUCGCACGUCAAGCGGUACGAGAAGUACAACGAGUACACUCAGGCGACCUACGACAAACUGUUUGCGGAGUUGGACCGGUGCGAAACGCUGCGUCGGGAGAACAUUCAGAACUUUAUCGAACAGACCCGGGUGGAGAUCGUGCAAUGGUGGGACAAGUGCCUAAAGUCGAACGAAGAGCGGUCCCGUUUUUCCACCUUUAAGAGCGAAGUUUACAACGAGGACUUGCUGACGCUGCACGAGAUGGAGCUGAACGACUUGAAGGACUUUUACCGGACAAAUGAGACGAUUUUCGCGCUGGUUGAGCAGCGAAGAGAAAUGUGGGACAAGAUGAUCCUGCUGGAGCAGAAGUCAAGCGACCCGUCCCGCUACAACAAUCGCGGAGGAAAGUUGCUCGAGGAGGAGAAGGAACGCAAACGUAUAAGUAUUCAGCUGCCCAAGAUCGAGACGCGACUGCUGGAGGCCUGCAAGCGGUACGAGGAGGAAAACAAGCGCAAGUUCACCGUGUUUGGCGAAUCCAUCGAAGAAAUCAUCCAGGAGCAGUGGAAAAAGCGCGAAGAGGGCAAGCUGAUGGUUUCGAGCGCCCGCAAGAAGGCGAACAUGGCCACUCCAACGGCGGCGAAUCGAACUGCGGCACUCACGCGAACUCCGCGCACCGCCGAAACCAUGCUCAAACACACCAGUAUUGCGAGCCGCACCAAGCUAACGGUCGCGGCCAGCGAAAGCAUGAAGCACUCCGCCAGCAAGCAGCUCUCGACGGCCGGCUUGAAGCGCAAAAUGCCCUCACCCAAGGCCGGCGUGGUCAAGCGAUCGCUGCUCAAAGACCUCAACAGUCCGCGGGCGUUCGCCAAGCCAAACGCCCCACCAUCCGCCAGCAAGAACCGACUCAUGCCGCCGAAAUCCCCCGCCGGAAAGAUCCCCACCAUCAAGGUGUACGACACCAAGAACGGAACCAAGCGGCGCUCGCGGCGAAAGUCACAAAACAAACACCGUCGAAGCACCUCCAGACCCGUCCCGGAAAUCCACGUCACGUCCAGCUCAAACUCCACGAUCCAAUCGGAAUCAGUGUCCUACGAGCACUUUGAGAACUUCUUCGAGCAAAACACCCCGAACCGGUCCUCCCUCAUGCCACCCGGUAGAGCUGCGGCGGCAGCUGCCGCAGCCAUGGACGCACCCGGUCCAUCGUCCCGGCGGAUAACGUCCCGACGGAACGCCACCGCCAACAACAACAACCUGCACACGCUGAUCAAAACCCCGUCCAAGGUGACGCUGCGCAAUCCGGUGGCCUCGUCGACGAUGCUCGCCACCACGAUGCGGUCGCCGUCGGCCGUCGGCAAUCUGACCGCCAGCGGCAAGAAGCUCAUGGCGGCGUCCAAGAACUGCCCGAUCAUCUUCUAGGGGGGCGCAGAACUCACUUUUGUCUCGUUUAACGAUCGGAUUUUUUUUUUCUUCUAGAGAAUCGGCAAUAUUUUGACCCCUUUUUUGUUGGCAUUGUUUUUUUUUUUGUAUCCUUUUAAGCUUUUUGUUGCGGAUAAGCUCAUCUCAAGGCAGGGCAGUAGAACCGCGCAAACCUUUUUCUGUUCUUUUCAAUUAUUUGUAUUUUCGUUUAUUUUUAAAUAAAGUCGAUCGAACCUUCCACCAUCAAUUCAUACGAACACAGAGAUAUCAAACACGCUUAUUUUUAGCAAAAUUUUUGCGCGUCUCGUCGAUACAAAACGUAAGCUCUCUCUCCCAUUAGUUAUUGAUAAGCAACACUCACAAACAUGCAUUUAGUGAUAAGAUUGUUUCAAGAUGUUUUAAUAAAGAAAAUAAAAAUAACGCAUUUCUUCCAGCUUGCAGAGUUGCUGUUUCGCGAAAUAAAGAAAACUCUGCGCCUUUUGUACAAAGUCUGAGCAGUAUGUUGGUUAAGUGCUAUUAAUAAAUCGCAAAGUAUAAAUAAACAAAU
This is a messenger RNA of Culex pipiens pallens (northern house mosquito), 2981 nucleotides long. Its product is annotated as protein regulator of cytokinesis 1-like. Bases 245 to 2434 code for a protein of 729 amino acids. Gene Ontology annotation, biological process: microtubule cytoskeleton organization; mitotic spindle midzone assembly. The transcript has 5 exons. The record is from RefSeq and is a predicted model, not a curated record. Gene Ontology annotation, molecular function: microtubule binding. NCBI's taxonomy places the organism in Eukaryota, Metazoa, Arthropoda, Insecta, Diptera, Culicidae. Gene Ontology annotation, cellular component: mitotic spindle midzone; cytoplasm; spindle.